Ambispora gerdemannii is the source of this 930-nucleotide messenger RNA. The record is from the annotation of a GenBank genome assembly. NCBI's taxonomy places the organism in Eukaryota, Fungi, Glomeromycota, Glomeromycetes, Archaeosporales, Ambisporaceae.
AUGGACUUUGAAUUCAUUGGAAUAGAACAAGCAGCAGAAAUUACCAAAAAGACAGAAGAGGUUGCCGAAUCAUACGCGGAAGCAUGCAAUGCCUUACGAGAAGCCUCGAAAAAAGUCAGUGAACUACAAGCAAUCUUACCGCCCGACAUGUGUAUCCGACUAUCAGAUGAAUUUGUUGGAAGUUUUCCAUUACCCGGGUUUCGAUUACCAUAUGAGAUUCGAGCUUUACCCACGCAUCUACACGUUGUUAAUGGUGAUGGUAAUGGUGUCGUUUCUCAACGUACUGCUGUUUUUGGUAAUGGUAAGGGUCAUGUUGGUUCGUCGGAUCUGAAUCAGAUAUCAAAUAGUGACAAUCGAGCAAAGAAACGUCACAAAAGGACUGACGAUAGAAAACGACCGGAACGUCAUUCACCAAACUCAGAAUCCUCGACUACGGACACAAACCAACCAAGUAAAAAUAUAAAGAGACUUCAACACCAAGAUCAAUCUCCUGUCGAAUCAAAAUCCAUAGUACUAAAAACGUCACCCACAAAAGGAAAACCGGCAAAAACCACUGUUAGUGACAUAUCUGCUACUUCCAAUACCACCACCACCGACAACAACACAACAAAUAUCACCGCCGAAGAAUCAUCAUCAACCAUAACAAAAAAGAAAAUAUCAAGCAGUGCACCAUUCACACAAGAAGAAACCACAUUUCUUAAUGAAUUUAUUGCAUGUGUGGAUAGACGACUUGCUGACAAAUUAUCACGACAGCGAGACAUCGCCGAGGAAAUACGUGCAAUGUCUAAUAACGAAUGCACAAUUUCUCAGAGUACCGUGUCGAAAAUGAUGCGACGGUUUACUGUCCCUAGGGAUCAGGUGACGUUUGCUGCUGUGCGUAAUUGGAUUGAUGCGCAACCGCCGCCUGCAGAAGUUAAACAGGAGGAGUAA